AUGAGUGGCGAGGCCCCAGCAUCUCCUGAAACACAGAAGCAAAUAGCAGCGUGGAAGAAAUUAAAAGAUGUAUACAGUUCUUACGCCGGCACUCAUAUCAUCAACCCUCCUCAGUACCCCAAGGGACCAGACAUCCAUACUCAAGUGAAGCUCGGCGACCCCUUGACCGAAGACAAUGCGAUUCUUGCCCGUCGCCUCUGGGAAGGACCUGAUACUCAUCUCGGCAACGCCUGGCAAGCCAACACUGACCGACAAUACCCACGGGCUAAGGAUGACCCAGAUCUUAUGCAUGUGUUGGCAAACAAUGUGUAUGAGCAUCUGAUGAGCAACCCGUAUCUCCCAGUCUCGCGCGCAGAUGCCCUGAACAAUUGGAAGAAGGAGAAGCUUGAUGUGACCUACGAUGGCGUGAAAGGAUUGGCUCCUUUGCGAGGCAACAUCUUCGUGAACGGUGCCGACCCUUUGAGUAAAUCGAAGGACCACUGGACAAUAGCAAAGAUCAAGACAGAGCUCAAGGCCAGAGAUGUUCCUUUUGACGACAAGGCGAAGAAGACUGAUCUCCAAAGGCUUCUUCACGAGUUCGAACUUGACCAGAAAGUCGGGGUGUAUAAACGCAGCAAGCUCACUCACUGGGGUAUAGAUCGCCCGCACACCCAUGUCAUCACACCUGCCAGGACUAAAACCCUGUCGGCGCUUGAUAUGUACACUGCAGCAAUUAGUCUGAGUCCCUACAAUCCCACCUACUGGGUCAGCCGCGCAUAUUGCCACUAUUUGCAGGGCUUCUUCGACCUGGCCAUUGGGGACGCCUACCGCGCCCAGCUUCUUUGUGAAGUGUUGACAUUGUCACUCAAAAGAAAUCUACGCCCGGGACUCUACACUCGGGUCUGGGAAGCAAUCCAAUUGCAUCUCUUGGCAGGAUGGAAACCGAAGAGCAAUCCACCCCCAGAGGUCCUUCUAAUGAGGAAGGCCAAUGGUAUCAACUAUUUCAUCCCAACACUGAGAAACGCAAUCGAUAACAUAAUCUGUCUCAGCCUUGCAGCAAUGAAUUGUUGGGAUGAUUUCAAUGUCUACAUGGAAGAGCACCACAAACGAGGCCUGCUUGCCCAGCGGGAUGCCGAUACGCCCAUGCAACGCAAGAACGCAGUCCAAUCCAUCAUCAAUGAGCUGAAUGAACGAAGGCUCAAGCCACCCGAUGACCGUCAGCCUCUUUAUGGACACGAAUGGAUGCGGGGAUGGACAUCGGGUGAAACGCGAUACCCCUAUGAAUCCCAAGACGUGAAUCGUGAAGCUGCAUCAUUCACGGCGGCCUUGAACAGGAACGUUUUCACCGUCAGCGCACAUGCCAAAGUGGGAGCAGGGUUGUGCGAAGUGAGACCAAUCAAGCUCCCAGAUGGAAGUUCUGGUGGACUAGGAGUCUUCGCCAAUGCUGCAAUUGCAGCAGGGACAAUUAUUCAUUACGAGGAGCCUGUCAUCCGUGGACAUCUACAGCCUAAUGUCCUGGGAGAUGGUCAAGUACCUCGCCCACAUAUUGUGCCACGAUGCGAUAACUGCAAACAGCCUAUUCCGAAAGAGGACGGUGGUGACCUCGCUACUACACAGUUCUGUGCUAAUAACGCGGGAAAGGAUGCGGCCCGCAACGCCAAAUCCUGUGCGAAUUUGGCAGCCGAGAUAUAUGCGUUUCCCGAGUUCGAGAAUUGCCAAUGGAAGUGGCUUCACGAUGCCAUGCGAGCCAAUAUAACAAAAAUCGAUGACGGGGAUUUCUUCACAGCUCACAAUGAGCAACAUGGCACUGUGCUGAGUUUACUGCUGAAGAGCGUGCUUGAAAUCACGCUCCAUCGCCGCCAAAGCAACCCUGAUCUCCAGCCACACGAGAUCGAUGAACUACUGUUGCUCGAGAACGGGGCUGAUGCCAAUCAGCCAUGGGGAGACAAUUGGUUCCCCUUCACCAUGGCUGGCAACAUCCGCGUACCUUUUGACAUCCUCUCUGCGCUUGGAGUCGACAUCUUCCGAGAUCUCUCAUUCGACACUUGGUCCCUUCAAAUCGUGCUACGGAAGCUGCUCAUCAAUGCCGUACCGUGGGAUCUUGCACGGCGAGCCAAGAAUGACAUAUUCACCAAAGACGAUGGGAUUAAGCAAGUGCCCUCCGGAGACGAGCAAAACAAAAUGAAAGAGGGCAAAGAAGACUUUGCAGCAUUAGAGCCAUCGCUUUCAGAUCUGUAUCUCUUCCCUGGACUGAGCAUGUUCAACCAUGCCUGUCGCCUUAGCGAGAAUGCAACCUGGGGAUUCCACACCACUGUUCCGAAUCGUGUGGUAGUCUACGCGACCAAAGCUAUCGCCAAGAACGAUGAAAUUCGAGUUCCGUACCUGAACACAAGCCUCCCUGUUGAAGCCGGUGGUGCGACAAAUGGUGAUGCCGUCCGACUAUUUGGAAAGAACUGCAAUUGCGUCCAGUGUCAAGGCGUUGCAUCCGGGGAGGCGGCCGCCAUCGCAUUGAAAGGAAAACCGGCUCCAAAGCCAAAGCCAAGACCAGUGAAGCUAGCCUCGAAUCCGGUAGCCUCCAAGAAAGCAGUCCCCAAGAAAGCAACCCCAAAGAAAGCAGGUCCCAGGCCACCACCAGCAAAAGCUCCAGCUCCAGCUCCAGCUGUGGCCCCAAGGGCAAAGGCAAAGGCAGCUAAGGCACCCCCGAAAAAGGUUUGUGGGAUGCAAUUCGCCGCCGUGAAGCCACGCAAGCGAGCUUUGAUUCGAGUUGCAGAGAAUGAUCCAUAUGCAACUGGGACCACCUUAUCUGAAUUUGGGACUGUAUUAGGUUCUGGGUUUGGAGCCGGUGCUAACUCUGCUGUCCAGGCUAUCAUCGGUGGAGGUACCAUUGACUUGACAGGCGGAGCUACAUCCCUAGAGGAGGAAUUACCAGACGCUACCUCGAAUGAAUCGAUGGAAGGCCCUACUUCGAAUGAAUCGAUGGAAGGCCCUACUUCGAAUGAGUCGAUGGAAGGCCCUACUUCGAAUGAGUCGAUGGAAGGCCUUACCUCGAAUGAGUCGAUGGAAGACCCUACCUCGAAUGAGUCGAUGGAAGACCCUACCUCGAAUGAGUCGAUGGGAAACUCUACUUCGAAUGAGUCGAUGAAAGACCCUUCCUCAAAUGAGUCAAUGAAAUAUGCUUACUCGAACGGAUCAACCAAAGACGUUGAAAUGAGAGACGCCACCUCAAAUGAGUCGAUGAGAUAUACCACCUCGAGCAACUCAAUAAAAGACGUUGAAAUGAGAGACGCCAGCUCGAAUGGGUCGACAAGAGUGGCUCACCCGGGCUGGCCAGUGAAGAAUGUCGAAAUGGAAAACGCUGGCUGGGUUGAACCAAUCAAGAGGAAGCCGAAGUAUGAUGAGGAUUACGAUAAUUACGAAGAAGAAAAUUCCGAUGAGUGGUAUGAGGAGGACUCCGAUGAGGAAUAUGACGAAGACUACGAGGAAGAAGAAUAG
Molecule: messenger RNA, 3471 nt
Organism: Penicillium olsonii
Lineage: Eukaryota; Fungi; Ascomycota; Eurotiomycetes; Eurotiales; Aspergillaceae
Source: the annotation of a GenBank genome assembly